Theobroma cacao (cacao) is the source of this 1865-nucleotide messenger RNA. RefSeq names its product Nucleic acid-binding proteins superfamily (gene PDE338). NCBI's taxonomy places the organism in Eukaryota, Viridiplantae, Streptophyta, Magnoliopsida, Malvales, Malvaceae. Gene Ontology annotation, molecular function: RNA binding. Gene Ontology annotation, biological process: RNA stabilization. The record is from RefSeq and is a predicted model, not a curated record.
UCCGAAAUCGAAAGAGAGAAAAAGAGCUCAUGAGGUAGAGAGGUGCAAGCAGGAUAAGGAAGAUGCAAACCCUGCUUCAACCCUGUAAGUCUUUUCCGUUUCUCAACUCUUUAACUCAAUACUUUUCUCUUAAUGGUGCUCCCAAAUGCAAAUGUUCUGUUAAAACAACUCCAUCUUCUUAUUCCUUUACCACUACUGGGACACCCGGAGCUUUGUCUUUUUCGAAGAUUACGUUUUUGAGAAGUACCCGGAUUGUAUUUUGCUCUCAAAAUGAUACCUUUGAUGAAUUCUCAAGUACCCAAUUGCCUGAAAGCCUUGAAAAUGAUAGUAGAAUUCGAGAGAAUGAGGAGCUUGAACUGCUUAAUAAGCCUAGUCCAGUACCUGUGAAUAAUGGGUUUGCGGCGGAUGUUGAAAAACCCGAUAAAGAUGAGGCUUUGGAGCCUUUCUUGAAAUUCUUUAGGCCUGGCGAAUCUUUAGAAGUAGAAGAGGGAGGAGGUGAGUUAGGAGUUUCUGAGGAGAAAAGUAAUGAAUUCAAGAAGGUUGGUGUUGAAUACUAUGAGCCAAAACCUGGUGACUUAGUCGUUGGUGUUGUUGUUUCUGGUAAUGAGAAUAAGCUUGAUGUUAAUGUUGGGGCUGACAUGUUGGGUACGAUGUUGACAAAAGAGGUGCUGCCCUUGUAUGAUAAAGAGAUGGAAUAUUUGUCGUGUGAUUUGAAAACUAAUGUUGAGGAGUUUAUGGGUUAUGGGAAGAUGGGAAUUGUUAAGGAUGAUGACGCAAUGAGCGGGGGACCUGUGCCUGGAAGGCCAGUGGUUGAGACUGGAACCAUGCUGUUUGCUGAGGUUCUUGGAAGGACACUUAGUGGUAGGCCGCUGCUCUCAACUAGACGACUCUUCAGGAGGAUUGCUUGGCAUCGAGUGAGGCAGAUAAAACAACUCGAUGAACCUAUAGAGGUCAAAUUUACAGAGUGGAAUACAGGUGGCCUGCUGACAAGAAUUGAGGGUUUGCGAGCUUUCCUUCCAAAAGCUGAGUUGAUGAAGAGAGUGAACAACUUUUCUGAGUUGAAAGAAUAUACAUUUUUUGGUUCAUUUAUGUUGCAGGUGGGCUGCAGAAUGUAUGUGAAGAUUACUCGAAUAAAUGAGGCUAACAAUGACUUAAUACUGAGUGAGAGGGAAGCUUGGGAAAUGCUGCACCUUCGAGAUGGAACACUUUUAGAAGGAAUUGUUGUGAAAAUUUUACCAUAUGGAGCUCAAGUAAGAAUAGGGGAUUCCAAUAGAAGUGGGUUGCUCCAUAUCUCAAAUAUGAGUAAAACACGUAUUACUUCUGUUGCUGAAUUGCUUAAAGAGGGGGAGAAGAUCAAGGUUCUGGUUGUGAAGUCACUCUUUCCUGACAAAAUAUCUCUCAGUACUGCCGACCUCGAAAGUGAGCCUGGCCUAUUUAUAUCAAACAAAGAGAGAGUAUUUUCUGAGGCUGAAGAGAUGGCAAAGAAGUAUAGGCAAAAUCUACCUGCUGUUUCUGCACCACGUAAUGUAGAACCUCUUCCAACUGAUGCUUUACCUUUUGACAAUGAAGAAAGUCUGUAUGUAAAUUGGAAGUGGUUCAAAUUUGAAAGAGAAGAUGAAUCAAGUUGAGUUGUAAGGUUGCCCUACCAGAAUAUGAACUGUAAAAGGGAAGACUUGAGACUCAGUGCCCCACCCCUUGUAAAAUCUGCAUAAUGGCCUUCAUUGCAUGGAAGAAAGGUGAUCUUUGGCGAUUCUGUUGUAACCCGAGGAAUCUUCUCCAGCCUGUAUUCUAGUUCAGAUAACAAAUACAUAAUCCAGUUGAAAGGAAGUUGAAAUACAAGUAUACACAGAUGAUUGUUGCGUCAA